GUCGCGCAUGCACAGUCGUUCACAUCGCGAACGUUCUCCAACGGAAAGAUGGCGUCAGUCUCGAAUUAUAGCAGCUACAACCAGGCUGGUGCACAGCAGUCGUAUGGCUCAUACACCACCCCACCUACUCAGGGCUAUGGACAGACUGCACAGGGUUAUUCUCAGCAAGAUUAUGGCUCAUAUGCUCAACCCGCCGCUGCACCUGAGUCCACCUACAGUCAGGCAGCGCCCUCUGCUGGAGCGUAUGCACAGCAGCAGUAUGGAUCCUCAUAUGGACAAGCAGCAGCAACAACUGCUGCAGCAGCAGCACCAGCUGCAUAUGGAACAGCACAGCCAGGAGCUUAUAGUCAGCCUGCGCAGAGUUACGGGGCCAGCAGCUACACCAGCUCCACUGCGGCCCCUGCCACCCAGGCCUCCUAUGGCUCCCAGCCCGGAUAUGCCACCCAGCCGGCCUAUUCUGGCUACAGUCAGCAGCCUGCUGCCUCCGCUCCUCAGAGCUAUAGUGCAAGUGGCCAGCCGGCCUACAACCAAGGUGCCUAUUCCCAGCCUGGAGCUUAUUCUCAGCCUCAGGGUGGGUACCAGGCUCAGCAGCCAGGCUAUGGGCAACAGCAGCAGAGCAGCUAUGGGCAGGGACAGCCACCUCAGCAGCACCAGCAAGGCACACCUGCUGCCUACCCCCCUCAGGGGAACAGUUCUUACGGACAACCUCAGUACGGCCAGCAGAGUGCAUCACAAAACGAUUACAACCAGCAAAGCCCUUAUAGCAGUUACAGUCAGAGUGGCGUGAGCGGAGGCUACCCAGGGUCGCAGCAACGGGGUGGAUACCCAGGAGAUUCCGGCAGAGAUGGUUAUGAUCGAGGUCCUCGUGGGCGUGGGGGUAUGGGCCGCGGAGGCAUGGGCAUCGCUGGAGACCGAGGGGGCUUCAAUAAGCCUGGUGAAGGCAUGAGGGGUGGAAUGGAUCGUGACAAGGGGCAUCCAGGAGAACAGGACUCUGAGAACAGCACCAUCUACAUCACAGGCCUCACUGAGAAUGCCACUCUACCAGAGAUGGCCGACUUCUUCAAACACUGUGGAGCGAUUCGGAUAAAUCGGCGUUUAAAUCAACCAGCCAUAAACAUCUACACCGAUAAAGACACUGGCAAACCAAAGGGAGAUGCCACACUCUCCUAUGAGGAACCUGCCUUUGCCAAAGCUGCUGUUGAACACUUUGAUGGUAAGGAGUUCCAGGGCCGGAGGUUAAAGGUCUCUAUGGCUCGCCGGAAGCCCAUGAUGGGGGGUAUGAGAGGUGGAAUGCCAAUGAGAGGUGGCCCUGGGAUGGACCGUGGAGGUAUGGGAAGAGGAGGGGAGAGAGGUGGUUUCCCUCCUCGUGGAGGCCCUCGAGGUGGAAUGGGUUGGAACGGGCCUCCAGGAGGCAAUGUGCAGAAGAGAGCUGGAGACUGGGAAUGUCCCAACGCUGGGUGUGGAAAUCAGAACUUCUCCUGGAGAACGGAGUGUAACCAAUGUAAAGCUCCAAAACCUGAAGGCCUAGGAGCUCCUCCUUUCCCUCCUGCAGGCGGUGAUCGUGGCAGGGGUGGAAUGAGGGGCGGCAGAGGAAUGGAUCGUGGUGGUCCGGGGGGCAUGCGUGGAGGCUGGGGGGGGGAUCGCGGCGGGUUCAGAGGGGGCCGGGGGGGGAUGGACAGGGGGUGUGGCUGA
Messenger RNA from Sinocyclocheilus grahami, 1692 nucleotides. Its product is annotated as RNA-binding protein EWS-like. Lineage: Eukaryota; Metazoa; Chordata; Actinopteri; Cypriniformes; Cyprinidae. The coding region runs from base 49 to 1692 and encodes 547 amino acids. The record is from RefSeq and is a predicted model, not a curated record. Gene Ontology annotation, biological process: regulation of DNA-templated transcription. Gene Ontology annotation, molecular function: RNA binding. The transcript has 15 exons.